Messenger RNA from Scaptodrosophila lebanonensis, 356 nucleotides. RefSeq lists its product as uncharacterized. Lineage: Eukaryota; Metazoa; Arthropoda; Insecta; Diptera; Drosophilidae. Gene Ontology annotation, cellular component: extracellular region. The record is from RefSeq and is a predicted model, not a curated record. Bases 34 to 306 code for a protein of 90 amino acids. The transcript is spliced from 2 exons. Gene Ontology annotation, molecular function: chitin binding.
UUGUUUGUCUGAAGCGUAACCACUCCUAUCAAUAUGAAAUCUGCUCUUGUUCUUCUCUGUCUGGCUGUGUUCGUGGCUGUAGCCUACGGUGCGGACUCUAGCUGCAAUCCCGAUGGAAACAACCAGCCAACCUGUUCCGGCACCGACGCUACCCCUAUUCGCAACUUCUGGGACCCGACACGCUACUGGGUGUGCAACGGAGGCGUUGCUGAGGCGGUUGAAUGCCCAAUUGCACAGGGCUUCGAUCCCGUGAGCGGCGCUUGUGUCGACUGGGGUGUAUGGCAAUGGUAUGCUCCAUGCCAAUAGAAUUGUUCCAAAAAUAAUGAAUAAAAAAUUGCGAAAUGAUUAGAAAAACA